Messenger RNA from Didymodactylos carnosus, 957 nucleotides. The record is from the annotation of a GenBank genome assembly. Lineage: Eukaryota; Metazoa; Rotifera; Eurotatoria; Philodinida; Philodinidae.
UUAGGCAAAAAAUUACUUAGGCAAGUAAGAAAACAAAUAACAGAUGCAUAUCAAUAGAAAGAAAACAAGUGUACAUUCUAUCAUGCGUAGAACGAUCAUUCACCAGAACAUCGAAAGACAUUCCAUUCAAUUACAUCAUUUUUUAUCUAAUUUUUAUCUACGUAUAAAAAUAUUUUUUUAUAUAUAAAAGAAGAGACCUUCCCAUUCAUUUCAUACAGUUUUUUGUUAACCUCUGAAGAAGAAUUCGAAACCGGUCAGGUUAAUAAAAAGGAAAAAAACAAAUCACUUCUCGUUGUUAUUGUCUCACAACCGUUCAACUGCUACAAAAAAUACAUAGUCGAUACGUCGGUGCGACGAAUAAUUAAAGAAUUAAAUUUAAAGCCAUUUAAACUAAGAAAAGCUCAAAAAUUAUCAACAAUAAACAAAGAGCAACGUGUUGCUUGUGCGAAACAAUUAAUCAAAAAAGUCAGUGCAAGAAAAACUAAUUCGAAAUGGGAGUGGAGUAGAAUUAUAAAUACUGAUUUUUCAGGAAUAUUUACAAUUGAAGGUUUUUACAAUAGUAAAAAUGAUGUGGUGUACGCCGAAGAUUCAUCUGAAAUUUCUGCUGAUUUAAGAGCUGCAUCGAGGUCAAAAUAUCCAGCUGGUAUUAUGUUUUGGGGUGGAAUUUGUACGAAAGGGUUAAUACCUCAAAAUGGUCCAGUAAAUUUCACUCAAUGGUUACGAGAUCAACGCUCAAAUAAUAAUCCUAAAAGGUUGUACAUGACUGGUGAAUUAUAUGCUAGAUUUUUAGAUGAAGGUGUUCCAGCAAUUGCUGAAGUAGUAGAAGAUUCAAAUGAAUUUAUAUUUCAAGAUGAUCAAGACUCGAAACAUCGAACUAAAGUCGCUAUGGAUGUUAUUUAUGAUCGUUUUGAAGAAAGAAUCGAACCAAAUGAUGGAGAUGCAAAAUUUGCAGAUGUA